GGACUCGCAACCCUUGCAAAAACCCUUCUGAAACUGAAAUCCCUUUCUUAUUUCGGCGCCAGAGAAACGUCAAACAAUUUCUAGGAUUUCUCAGCAGAAAAUCAAAAAUCACCAUGACUCGAUUAAACUCUAAGAAAAUACUAGAAGAAAACCAAAAUAAAGAUCCUUCAUCCGUUACUUCUCUUGUACUCACUCAGAAAGCUUUAACAGAUGUUUCUUGCUUGACUGAAUUCAAAAACUUGGAGAGACUUGACCUUGCAUUUAACAAUCUUUCUUCAUUAGAGGGGUUAAGUUCAUGUAUCAAUUUGAAAUGGUUAUCCGUUGUACAAAAUAAACUAGAAAGCUUGAAAGGGAUUGAACGUCUUUCUAAGCUUCAAGUGUUAAAUGCUGGCAAAAAUAGGCUAAAAUCAAUGACUGAGGUCACCCAUCUCAUUAGUGUGAGGGCAUUAAUCUUGAAUGAGAAUGAGAUAUCCACCAUUUGCAAGCUUGAUCAAAAGGAAUUGAACACUCUGGUUCUUUCAAGGAAUCCUAUUCGCAAGAUUGGUGACUCUUUGGUCAAGGUUAAAUGUCUUGUUCAGCUAUCGCUUUCCCAUUGUCAACUUGAAAACAUCGGGUCAUCAUUCAAGUCUCUAGCAGAUUUGAAGGAGGUCCGGCUUGCUCACAAUGAAAUCACGGUUAUACCAUCUGAGUUGGCCCUUAGUACAAGGCUCCAAAACCUAGACCUUGGAAACAACUCCAUCUCAAAUUGGUCAGCCUUGAAGGCACUCUCAUCAUUCAACAGUCUGAAAAAUCUGAAUUUACAGGGGAACCCUAUCGCUGAAAAUGACACAUUGGCUAAAAAGGUGAAAAAAUUGGUACCCAACUUGCAGAUAUACAACAGCAGACCUAUUGAGAGAAGUAAAGCUAAUGAGAGGAAUUCCAAGAAAGAUGUCAAGAGUUCAGUAGUUGACAAUUCUUCUCCCAGUAAAGCUAGUGACAUUAAGGACUUGAAUGAAGAACAAAAUGAGGUCCCUAGAAAUGAGAAAACAUCCAAAAAACGCAUCUUCAGUGAAGAAGAAGAUGAUCCAUCCAUUAACAAGAAGGAUACUAACAUGGAAAAGGAUGAAUUAAAGAAGAAAAAGUCGAAAGUAAACAAGCUCCCAGCGAAAGAUAUCUCCAGCAGCAACAAGGGAGAAAUUGAAGCAGAAGAUCGAUUGAAGAGGAAAAACUCAAAGAAGGUAAAGGAAAACACAGUUGACAUGAUUGAUGAUGGUGAAACUUCAUUUAUGGAUCUUAUUACUUCAAGCAGCAGAGAUCCUAAAGAACGUAAAACUGAGGAGGAGACUGUUAGAGCCAAAAAAUCAGUUAGUGAAGCGUUGGUUACAUUCCCUGUCAACAAGAAGAAAGUGAAGGGUGUUCCUACGGGUCUUGCUGCACUCCAGUUGUUCUCGCCUGAUGAAGUUGGGAUGGGUGGGCAUUCAAGUUGGGAUGCUUGAAUUGUUCACACUAUGGAUUUCUUUGGCAAUUUUGGGAUAUAUCUCCUUUUUUGUUGUUUCCUUUUUCGCAUGUACAUGGUUUAUGAGAUGUAUAAGGGUUGGAUAAUUGACCUUAUGCAUGGGCUAGAACAACACAAUGCUCAAACAGCCUUGAAUAGCAAGUGGGGGCUUGCUGUUUGAAGUUCCUUCCCAUCCAAUUUCACAGUGGACUCUUGUAACUCCAUUGUAGACAUGGUUGCCCAUACUGUACUUACUGGAGAAGAAAUUGAUUUGUAUGAUCUUAAAAUCUAAGUUAUGUU
Papaver somniferum (opium poppy) is the source of this 1774-nucleotide messenger RNA. Its product is annotated as acidic leucine-rich nuclear phosphoprotein 32-related protein-like. Lineage: Eukaryota; Viridiplantae; Streptophyta; Magnoliopsida; Ranunculales; Papaveraceae. The record is from RefSeq and is a predicted model, not a curated record. Gene Ontology annotation, molecular function: protein binding. The transcript is spliced from 10 exons. The coding region runs from base 114 to 1475 and encodes 453 amino acids.